Pimephales promelas (fathead minnow) is the source of this 6708-nucleotide messenger RNA. The record is from RefSeq and is a predicted model, not a curated record. Lineage: Eukaryota; Metazoa; Chordata; Actinopteri; Cypriniformes; Leuciscidae.
AGAUUUUGCAUAGAGCUGCAGCAUCAAAUGCGUGUUUGCAUAACCCUUCCCACCAACUCCUGCACUUCUUCGUCCACUUUCAUCAGUUCAUGGUCAGACAGCUGCUUUUUAGAAUAAUUUCGUAUCGCGUGAGUUCCCCCAAGAUUCUAGCUACCCACAAAUGUUUUUGCUCCAAGGCAACUAAUGGCAAUUCACUGACAAUCUCUCGCUCUGGUGUGUAACGUGAUGCAGUAGUUUCCGUAAAUGGUCUUUACUCGAUGGCGACAGUUCGGUGGUACUGAGCCGCAUGAGGUGCAGCUCGUGCUCCUCACCAGCAACAUUUUACUUUACCAGCCACUUGACAGCCGUGUUUUUCAGUAGGUUUUACUUUUUGUUCAGUGGCGGGACGGUAAAAACAUCAUUUCCAUGUGCCUGACUCCUUUCGCGGAUACUGCAAUUUCUACAGAAGAAUGACUUCAGUGUGGAAAAGAUUACAAAGAGUUGGCAAAAAGGCUACUAAAUUUCAGUUCGUGGCUUCGUAUCAAGAACUUGUUCUGGAAUGUUCAAAGAAAUGGCAACCAGACAAACUGAGAGUGGUGUGGACAAGGAGGAACAGACGCAUUUGCUCCAAGCUUCAUGCAUGGCAGCCGGGCAUCAAAAAUCCCUACAGGGGAAUGGUGGUGUGGCCCGUACCUGAGAAUGUGGAUAUUACCGUCACACUCUACAGGGACCCACAUGCAGAUGAGUUUGAAGACAAAGAAUGGACAUUUUUCAUUGAGAAUGAGACAGCUAAAGGCAGUCGGAAAGUUCUGGCAUCUGUGGAUUUGAACAUGAAGAAGUUUGCCAGUGCAACACACUCACAGACGGAUCUGAUGCUCAAAAUGAAGCCUCUGUCGGUGAAGGUGGUGGAGGCCACGCUGAAGCUUUCCUUAUCCUGUGUGUUCCUCAAGGAGGGUAAAGCUACGGACGAGGACAUGCAGAGUCUUGCCAGUCUGAUGAGUGUAAAACCAACAGACAUUGGGAACCUGGAUGACUUUAAUGAGAGUGAUGAAGAGGAGGAUAAGAGAUCCAGUGCUGGGCUUAAUCUCAGUACUGCAGCUCCAGCACUCCACCUUCCUCUUCGACCAACACGCUCCCAAGAAAAGAGACCUGCAUCUCUAAAGAGCCCUUCAGCAAUAGCUUUUGCAGAGCUAAAUGAGCGAACGAUGGUGGUUUCUACAUCUCCUUUCUUCAGCGUCCCUCUAAAUGAACCUGCUGUUCCUUUGCUGAGCAAACCGGAUCUCGAAGCUCUUUGUGAAACAUCUUGCCCUUCUAGUGAACUCCCCAAGCCACCUUCACCUCCCUCUGUCUCCCUUUCUUACCCCAUUAGCAAACCUCUACCUGUCUCUUUUACCCCAGCAACUGUCCCCUCCUCUAUCUCUGCUCUUGCCCUGUCAACCAGUGAAGCUCUCAUAAAUGCCCCCUGCUGUUCACCUCAAUCUUCUUCUGCACAGUCAGAAAUACCCAGGGAGCUCAACACACUAACAGAGGAGGAUCAAACAAAUCCAUUUUUACAAGAUUUACUCGCUGAAGAACUGAAGACCUCCGAGCCCAAACAAGAGCAACUUCGGACAGUCUGCAGCAUUAGCAUAGCGAAUCAACAAUCUCCUUCCUCCCUCCGUCAACCUGAAACCAGCAGCUCUGAAAGCAAAGAGCUCAGACCUGCCACAGCUGUAAAAAGUCUUGAGCCUGUUGGCAAGUCAUCUUUAGACACAUCUGGUGUACAGCCUGUUGAAGCUCCCAGAUCUGAGCAAUUGGACACAGGGACUGUCCCUCCUCCACACCCAUUCUCUGCUCCAGCAACAAUACCUCACUCAUCAGUGGUUUCCACUCUUACAAAGAAAAAUCAACACGUUUUUAUUGCAGAGAAACCACCUUUGGCUGAGGAAGAGCCUGAUUUUAAAGCGGCUGAUUUUGAUAAAGUGGUCAUGCCCUCUCAACCCAUUAAAUGUGUUAAUGUUAGCAGUCACCCUGAGAAAGAACCACUCAAAAUUGACACUGAACAGCCAAUGCAGUCCUGCCUGGUUCAACCCUGUCCAAUAACCGAUGAUGACUUGUUAAAGCAACCAGAAAACACUAUAAUUGAAUCAGCAGGGGACAUUCCUCCAAAAGAGGAACCGAAUGAGCAGAACGCUCUGCUUUGUGCCGACCUCAACAAGUCAGACGAGGACAAGAUAAUCAAGAAAUUUGCUUCAACUGUGGUUACCCCUACUGAACAAAAUAUCCGUAACGUUUUAUCCAGCUCAUCACCUCAAAAGCAAGAACCUACAGAUCUUCCCAGGGGAAAAAGUCAAAUGUGGGUGAAAGAAGAAGUCCUUACAUCUAAGAUCGACAGUAGUUUGAGAGAGCAAAAGUCCCAUAAGGAUCAGCUGGACAAGAUUUUAACUAUUGUGGAAAGUCAAAAUGAAAUGGCCUUCACUCCAGAUGACAGGCCUAGCGUUAGCCUCAAAGCAGCUGCCCCUCAGAUAACAGCUCUGCCCAAAGAGCUUCCUCCUAUUCAUCCCCAAUCCCUGGAGCCCAAAGUCCUUAAAUGCAUCUCAGAAGAAACUCCAGCAGUCAGUGAACCAGCUAAACCAGAGCCAAUUGUAAAGGAGUCAGACAACACAGUGCUAACACAGAAAAGCAUGGAGGUCCAUUCACUUUCGUUCACCCAAGCAGAAGUGCCAAUCUGGAGUUCUCUGGAAGAGAAUGUAAAAGAUCAGGAGGAGGAAAUAAAAGAUGAGGAAAUAAAUAAGCACAAAACACCUCGCAAGAUGUCAAAAGAAGAAAAUAAAGCUGAAGUGUCCACAAAAAAAUCUUUAGAUGGAGGACCAGAGGAAUCCUCAAUACAGCCAAUACCACAACCAAGAGAUUUCACAGCCAUACAAACACAAGAAGCACCUCAGCCUGCCUUUCCAUCAGAAUCUGUGUCCAUAUUAAAAGACACUACACUAACGGAAACUAUUUCCCAACCCGUUAACAAAGUUAUCCCUCCUUGUCAAGAUGAGUGUAAGCAGUCACCACCCCCAGUGCCUUUACAGGAAGUCGGCCCUGAUGCCAUCAAUCAGAACAGUAGCGGUGCAGCGGAUAACAAACAUGUGGUUCCCCGAUACGACGAUAAAGGAACCACUCCUUUACUUGUGACUAUAGAGACAACAACUGUAAAGACUGCUGAGAUAUGCGAUGAUGUUGCAAAAGAGAUUAGUGAGAAUAACCUAUCACCACAAGAGGGCGACACUUCAAAAGUUGAGAUGGAAAAAGAGAGCAGCACAGUCAUCACUAAGGCCACAAUGAAGCCAACAGAUAUUGACGUUGAUGAGGAUGCUAUUUCCGGGCAGGACAUUUCUCCGAGAAGCUCUGUGGUCCCGUGGCCAUUCCCCUCUCCUAAACUUGAAAGACACAGUGAGCCAACAAAAGGUACAGAAAGUUCUAGUCUAAAGGAUGAAGACCUCUCAGAGGAGAAUGUUCUGUUAGCAAAGAUUUGUCAAAUGGUAGAAGAGGAGACAACACAGCCUUCACCUGCUCCACGCACUAAGAAACGCUUGAUCCCCUGCAAGUCUGAUUUCGAACUUCCUCCAACUCCUCCCCUGCAACUCAAGUCUAGCUUGAAACUGCCCACGGAUGAGAUACAGACACAUUUAGAUCAGACUGAGAUCACAAAUACUAUUGGACCUCAACCAUCAGUGAUUUCUCAAGAUGAGAUAGACGAGAAAAUUGACAUCAGUCAGUCUCAGACUUCCUCUGUGCCACUGUUAGAGGAUAGAAAAGCCAAUGCUAGAAGUGCUGUUUUAGAUGAUAAUGUCCGGUUUAACAAGCAAGAACAAAAUGUCCAGCUGGAAUGUAUGACAGCUGAAAGGGAGUGCCAAGAUACGCCAGCUGUUAAGCUCACAAACCAGACAGAAAACACAGAAGCUGAAACUAAGAACAAGGAACAGCCAGAUUUAAGUAUUCAUAGAAGUGGAGAGGCUCAAAUAGAGCAGGAUAGACCACCGUCAGUGCCUGAUGAAUUGUCUGGUCAUCCUCAAGAAAAGGAUUCCUCUAAUGUAACCCCUGAGGCCAAAGGGAACGAGACACCAUCUAGUAGCGGAGGCAGUGGGCAGGUUAACGGCCAGACCACUGUAGACGCAUGUCACGUGAUUGUGCCCCCAUUACGUAGUAAAAGGAAAAUCAUUCCACCACCUAUGGACCUCACUAUAGUAAAACAAAUAGAUGAAUCAAAUAAAGAGGGUUCAGCAGUUCCUGAAUUGGAUUUUGCAAGUCCACUGCCCAGUCCUGGUCUGGUGACCUCCAGUCAGUCCUUGCUAAAGUGGUGUCAAGAGAUCACGAAGAACUAUAAGGGAGUGAAAAUAACAAACUUCAGCACCUCUUGGCGUAAUGGCUUGGCGUUCUGUGCCAUCUUACAUCACUUCCACCCUGAGAUUAUUGACUUUGAUGCAUUAGAGCCUCACAACAUAAAGCAAAACAACAAAAUUGCUUUUGAUGGUUUUGCGUCACAGGGAAUCUCUCGUCUGCUGGAGCCCUCAGACAUGGUGCUCCUCUCUGUGCCAGAUCGUUUGAUCGUCAUGACGUACUUGUGCCAAAUCCGUGCUCACUUCACCGGACAGGAGUUGAGUGUGUUACAGAUUGAACAGAACAACAGUCAGUCCAGCUACGCAGUAGCCGGGCCAAACCAACAGGCGGAUGUACACGUGGCUGCCAAAUUCUGUGCGGAGAGGCUCCAGGUUGGAUCUGUGUCAGGAGACAAUAACAGCAAGGACUCACUGGGAGAGGAGGGAAGUGACAAUGCGGCGAAGCCCAACGGAGGUCUUGUUCCUCCACCUCGGACUAAACGUGCGGGAAAGGUGGAUGAGAAGGGUAGUAAGGAGACACCGGAAGGUGCGCAGACACCUGUGGCCCCGCCACGACCAAACGCAGCUGCUUCCAGAUCUGGAUUCGGGCACAUACGAGAUGCGGAUCUAGUGAAGAAACAGCGGUCACGGCUGAAGAGUGAAUCCAUGGAUGAGCCUGAUUCAAAGGAGCCACCGAAGGAGUCAGAUAAACAUGAACCAGCAGUUCAAGGAACAAAUGGCUCAACAACUGCAAGAGAAAGUGCUGAAACGGAACCUCACGAAGUAAAUCAUGAUGUUAAAUCAGCCGAUAAUGAGACCAUGUGUCUGCAGGACACCAAUCAGUAUGUGUUGAGUGAACUCCAGGCCCUGGAAACCGAACAGAAGCACAUUGACAGAAGAGCUGAUGUCGUGGAGAAAAGGCUCAGAAAGCUCAUGGAGACGGGAAGUGAUAAAGAUGAAGAAGAGAAGCUGAUUCAGGAGUGGUUCACUCUGGUCAACAAGAAGAAUGCUUUGAUAAGGAGACAAGACCAUCUGGAGCUGCUGCAAGAAGAGCAGGACUUAGAAAGAAGGUUUGAGCUGCUAAACCGAGAGCUCAGAGCCAUGAUGGCUAUUGAAGACUGGCAGAAAACUCAGGCCCAGCAGCACAGAGAACAGCUACUCCUGCAGGAGCUGGUGUCACUGGUCAACAAGCGGGACGAGCUGGUUAGAGACAUGGACGCAAAAGAGAGAGGAGCUUUGGAGGAGGAUGAAAGACUGCAGAAAGGUCUGGAGGCAAGACGUAGAAAAUACAGCAAUAAGGAAAAGUGUGUUCUUCAAUAAAGACUUCAUAUGAAAACUGAGGCUCACUGCACAAGAGAAAAUCUAGAUGACUUUGACUACACCAGGACAUUAGUGUGCCUUGUUUUAACUUCCAACGACAUUUGGCUUCAACGUUAAGCCCUUCCUCAAAACAUCUUCAAGAUCUCAGUGACAUCAGUGGGAUGUAUAACAUGUCCAGUGUGGAUCAUACUAGUUAUACCCUGAAAGUUUGCACAAUGAUUUGAAGGUUCUCCCAGGUUGCAUUGCUAAAGAGCUUGAUGUUAUAAGCAAUAUUACUUUAAAUCUGAAAAGGUCUUUAUUGUUUUAUUGGACUAUAAAAAAAAAAAACCUUCACAUACCUGAAUGGUUACAGACAAAUGAAGUGAACACAAUAAAUAAAUAAAAGGGAGUAAAGAGAAAAAUCAUUCGUACUGCUGUAGAUUGCAAAAUAAAAAUAUUUAUUGAGACUUAUCAUGUGACCUUCAUCAGGAUUUUAUAAAUUUUUGCUGAAGCAAACAAAACAGUGCUCAAUAACCAAUAGAAUUCUUCUACAGCAGCGAGUAGGAUUUUUCUUCUCCUUUGUUAAGUUUUAUUGGGAAAGUAUUGUUUCUUGUCUUUUUUUAAAAAAAACUUUGAUCCAGAUGAUUUGACUUUCUUUAAAGAUGUAUCGAACAGGCAAAGAGAAAUGCGCCAAAGUUUGCUGUUUUUACAUUAUUUAUUUGAGCGUGUUGUUUCCUGGUAUGCCAAAAUGUCUCUGCUGGGCUGUUGUCUUGUAUUAGCUGCAAAAUGUAUUCUCUGAUCGUUUAUCAGACAAUGUGUCUACAAAUGAAUGUAUUCAUACAAUUUUAAUGCAUUGUAGUGCCUUUAGAUAUUUAAUACCUUUUGAAAAGGGGCUUUUUAUAUAUCUAAACCUGUAUUUUUCAGUUUUAAACCUUGAAAGAUAACAAAAUGAAACAUAUUUAUGGAUUGUUUUAUAGAUACAAAAAGUAUUUUGUCUGACUAUACUCUUUUGAUAUUUAAAUAUGUUCAUUCCUAUUGUAAGAUUGAGAGUGUUUUGUUCAAUAAAGGUUGUAUGAUGUUUGAA